Molecule: messenger RNA, 393 nt
Organism: Lottia gigantea (owl limpet)
Lineage: Eukaryota; Metazoa; Mollusca; Gastropoda; Lottiidae
Exons: 2
Source: RefSeq, a predicted model, not a curated record
GAGGUCCCGGAGGAUCGGGUUACCCAGGAAGACCCGGAAGUCCAGGAGGAUCUGGUUAUCCAGGAAGGCCCGGUAGUCCAGGAGGAUCUGGUUAUCCAGGAAGGCCCGGAGGACCCGGUAGACCUGGUGGCUCAGGAAGACCUGGUUAUCCAGGAGGACCCGGAAGUCCAGGAAGACCUGGUACACCUGGUGGCUCAGGAAGACCUGGCUAUCCAGGAAACCCUGGUGGACCCGGUGGAUCGGGCUACCCAGGAAGACCCGGAAGUCCAGGAGGGUCAGGUAAUCCGGGAAGACCAGGAAGUCCAGGAGGAUCUGGUUAUCCAGGGAGACCUGGAAGUCCAGGAGGACCCGGAGGAUCGGGUUACCCAGGAAGACCCGGAAGUCCAGGAGGAC